Molecule: messenger RNA, 678 nt
Organism: Amoebophrya sp. A120
Lineage: Eukaryota; Dinophyceae; Syndiniales; Amoebophryaceae
Source: the annotation of a GenBank genome assembly
AUUUUCUUCAGCCUCGUCGUGAUGCAGGAACAGAAUACUCGUCAGGAACGAGACACGACACCGAAAUUCCGAUUCCCACGGUUGAGAACGUGUUGAUUUGCACGCAAACAAAGCGCGUGAAAGUGCUGCGAAGCGAUAGUGUCAACAGCGUCGACGAUGUGGCAGUCGAGUCUGAUUCUGUCCUUGCGUCAGAUAGACGAACCAGAGACGUGAAUGUGGGUUUCGCGCUUCUGGUGUUUCACCUGCUCACCGGACAGCGAUUUGGUGCGGCCAGAACCACCAUGGAACAAGAAGAAGCGCAAGGAAAAGAACGAGAAGAGCAUGUUGAUCACGGGAUACUUCUUUUUCCGCAGAAGCAGCUCGAAAAAAAGCUGUUUGAAAUGAUGCAGUGCUUGGAAGGCGGUCCUGGUUCUUGUGUGAAACAAGCAGAGGAAGGAGGUGACCACCACGUGGAAAGAGGACCACUAGCGCAGCAGCGCACGACGAGCGCUCCAACAUCUGCUCUCGACCUUGGCACAAAGGGGAAAACCCUGGGCCCGAAAACACUGGACUUUAUCGCAUCGAUUCUUCUCUACUCGACGACGAACCGCUACGAAUCGGUCUCGGAACACCGACGGGCUGCCGGCUGUGCGCGUGCCUCUACAAGAACGCUAAAAGCCGCUUGCAAGAACGCGGCGG